Vicia villosa (hairy vetch) is the source of this 633-nucleotide messenger RNA. RefSeq lists its product as uncharacterized. The transcript has a single exon. Lineage: Eukaryota; Viridiplantae; Streptophyta; Magnoliopsida; Fabales; Fabaceae. The record is from RefSeq and is a predicted model, not a curated record. The coding region runs from base 1 to 633 and encodes 210 amino acids.
AUGAGUAGAAUUGAUAGAAUUUUGGUUUCGGUUAAUGUGUUGAACCGAUGGGGGAUUGCUGGUCAAUUGGUUGGAGAGAGGGAUAUCUCGCAUAAUUGCCCGGUGUGGUUAGUGGAGUAUAAUGAUAAUUGGGGUCCUAAACCGUUCAAAUUCAACAACGAAUGGUUUUCUCUUGAUUCGUUUUUGCCUUUUAUUGAGAAAGAAUGGAAAAGCUUACACAUUGAAGGAAGAGGAGAUUUUAUCCUUAAAGAGAAACUUAGACUCUUAAAGGAUAAACUUAGGAGGUGGAAUGAGGAAGUGUUUGGAAGAAUUGACUUGGAGGUGGAGCAGGGGGUCCGGGAGUUAAACUUGGCUGACUUGACGUUAGAAGGGGAGGAUGUGGAUUAUUUUGAGGAGACUUUAGGUAGGAGAAAAUAUGCAUCUUGCCGUAUUUGUAGAAAUAUGAGAUUAAAAGAAAAUAUGUUUCUUCAAAAGGCUAGAUUAAAGUGGAUGAAAGAGGGAGACGCUAAUAGUGGUUUUUACCAUAAAGUGAUGAAAGAAAAAAGGAGUAUUAAUCAUUUAGGUCCUAUUCAAGUGGAAGGUGGUAUGGUGGAGUCGGUUGAGCAUGUGAGAGGAGGUUUGGGAUCAUUUUAG